Messenger RNA from Oxyura jamaicensis (ruddy duck), 2229 nucleotides. RefSeq names its product thymocyte selection associated family member 2 (gene THEMIS2). The coding region runs from base 119 to 1873 and encodes 584 amino acids. Gene Ontology annotation, biological process: T cell receptor signaling pathway. The transcript is spliced from 5 exons. The record is from RefSeq and is a predicted model, not a curated record. Lineage: Eukaryota; Metazoa; Chordata; Aves; Anseriformes; Anatidae.
AGCAGGAACUUACCACUGCUAGAAGCAGAAGUGAAAACCAUGCAGAAGUGAAAGCAGAGCCCAGAGUUGUCUUAGUUCACUCCCUGCAGAGGACUCCAGAGCACACAGCAGCACAGACAUGGAGCCCCUCUCCUUCCAGGAAUACAUCUGUUCCCUGGACCCCACCACCCUUCCCCGCAUCCUCAGGAUAUGCUCUGGUGUCUACUUCCAAGGGUCUGUGUAUGAGAUCUCAGGCAAUGAGUGCUGCUUGUCAACUGGUGACCUGCUGAAAGUCACAGCUGUCACACUGCAGAAGGUUGUCUGUGUGAAUGUGCACACGGGGCAGACAACGGAGCUGCUGCCAACAUUUAAAGGUCUUUUCCAGCCUGCCCCAGAUCUGGCGCCAUGCCCCACACCGCAGGGACCCUUCCUGGGGGUUGGCAGGAAGAAGGGCCUGACGCUGCACCAGGCGCUGGAGUGGAGGGGCAGGCAGACACAGCCCCUAUGGUGCCCCACCAUUGGCCCCCACGCCCUGCUCCUGAGCCCUGUCUAUGAGGUGCAGGCCACCAUGAACCUGCGAAGGGAUGAGGUGAAGAUCCCCUCCACACUGGAGGUGGACGUGGAAGAUGUGACAGAGGAGUCACAGGACGUCCACUUCUCCCGGCCACUGCUGCUGAGCGAGGUGCUGGGGAUGGAGGAGGUGCUGCCGACACAGGCCGAGAUCCUGGAGGGGCCCCACAGUGCCACCAUCUUUGAGAGUGCCUGGGUCCCCCGCCUGCGGAAGGGACAGAGGCUGCAGAUCCACAGCUGCUCCCACACCUGGAGGGUCCUGGCCUCUGCCCGCAGCGGCACUCGCCGUUUCCUUCUCUCCAGUGCCUACCAGGGCCGUUUCCGCCGGCGGCCCCGGCAGUUUGCAGGGGUGCAGGAGCUGGCAGCCAGCCUGCAGCCUGGCCAGCAGCUGCACGUGGUGGUAACACAGGACUGUGAGGGCUGCGAGGACGACGUGCCCCCGCUCAGUGUGGGUGACCGGCUGGAGGCCCGGCAGCUGCUACUGGCUGGUGCCAGCACUCGGCUCCUGUGCCUCCGCCAUAGUGAGGAGGGUGAGGAAGAGGAGGGCGAGAAGCUGCUGCUGCCACUGGAUCUGGGGGGCAGCUUUGUGGAAGAGGCAUGUGACAGCAAGAAGUACAGGCUGACGGAGUUGGUGGAGCUGCUGCCUCUGCCAUGCGACGUCCGGGUGGUGACCACGGACCCAGCGCUGGAGAGGGAUGUGCUGGGUUCCUUCCCUGCACUGCGGCUGGAGGCCCGCAUCACCCAGCCCUUCCUGGUCAGCAGCUUCUGUGAGGAGCCAGAUAAGGGCUUUGAGAUCCCGCCCCAGUGGCUGGACCUCUCCCUUGUCCUCACUGAGGAGCCUGUCCACUCCCAGGCCCCCUCCACUCACUGCUCCCACGUGGAGGAGCUGACCGAGGCCUUCUACUACAAGCUGCUGGCACAGCUGCCAGGUGGCUCAGCCCCGCCACCCCCACGGCCCCCCAAGCCAAAAGCAGCCAGUAGAGAUGUUCAGGUGCAGCCAUGCCCUGCCCCAGAGCAGAAGGACAGGGCACGUUCCAGGGGAAAGCGCUCUCUGGACCCCAGCCCCACCACCAGCUCCCAGACACGCCUGGCUCCUCCACUGCCGCCGCCAUUCGUCCUUCCCCAGAAGGUGAAGAGCCUCACUACCCAUCGGAGCACCCCCAAUGAGUACAGCCCACGUCCCCGUCUGCCGGCAGCUCCCCUGUCCCGCAAGGCUCCCAAGGACACAGACAUGGAGAGAAGCAGCGAUGAACAUGACUACGAAGUCAUUGAAGAAGACAUUCAAAAGACAAUUCACAAAAUGCAGACUGUUUUUCCUUUCUAAUCAUCUGUCCAGCCUCUGAAUAUUCUUAGAUCUUGUAUUAAAUUAAGGCUACUAAAUAGUCUAUUAAAGAAAGGCUAAAUACAACCUUAGGGGUCCACAGCACAACUUCCAACUGCAUCAAUGAUGCAAAUAAUGUGUCCCCCUUACCUUAAAUGCAUCCUGGUCUGCAUAAGCAGAGGAGUGGCCAGCAGGUCAAGGGAGGGGAUUGUCCCUCUCUGCUCUGCCCCUGUGAGGCCCUACUAAUGAAGACUCCAGUCCUGUGUCCAGGUCUGGGGUCCCCAGCACAAGAAUAAUGUGGGGCUGUUAGAGUGGGUCCAGAGGACCAUGAAGAUGACCAAGGAGUUGGAGCACCUCUC